UAUAUUUUUUUUAUCCUGUUCCCGUACUUAAAAUUUAUGCAUAAGACACUCAAUUAUUCUUAUUUACACCAGAGUCCCUUUCCUUCCUUUCUCUCCUUACCGCUCCGCUCCCUUUUUGCCCUCGACGUGCCAAAUAAACUGAGGCGUUUUUAGGGUUUGAAACCUAGGAUUUGAAGCGCUUGAUGUAGAGAGCGUUCAUAGAUGAAGUUGGUGAAGCCAAAAGAGCUGUUUCAAAAGGUGUACAAGUCCGGUUCGGCGGAGCAAGGUCGGUUGCUUGGAUUGGAUGUUGGAAAUAAGUAUGUUGGUUUGGCCAUUUCUGAUGCUUGCAACAAAAUUGCAUCACCUGUAAGUGUCUUGGUUAGGAAGAGGACAAAUAUUGACUACAUGGCCGGGGACUUCAAAACACUGGUUUCACAGUUUUCUCUCGUUGGCCUUGUCGUUGGUUACCCGUUCAGUUUACAGGGUCAAGCUAAUUUUGAGGCUGUUCAAGUGAAGCUUUUUAUCGAAGAUCUUCGCAAAACAGGAAAGCUAGAAGGCCUCAGCUACACAUAUUGGGAUGAAAAUUAUACUUCAAAGUGUGUGGAAGCCCUUUUAGCUCCUCUCAAUUUUAACCCAGUAUUGAGCAAAACAAUGACAGACAAAUUCGCCGCAGUUGGCAUACUACAGGGUUACCUCGACAACAUGCAUAGGGAGUCGAGGUCGGGAGACAUGUCUGAAGAAUAAAUCAUGUUGGCUAAGAAUGCUUGUCUAAAGAGCACAAGUGGGCAUAGAAGCAGCUUCCUCAUGGAUCUAAUGUAAUGGGCCACAAAAUUUUUGUUAUAGCAUCUUACACUCUAUGUAACUCAGAAUUCUAUUUUGACCAGACUUGUUAGUUUUGAAAUGUAAUUUAGAGUUCAUGUUGUAGAAAAUUUGUCGAGUAAACUGCAGUGAGGAUCAUCACCCUUUAACAUUCGCAUUUGGUUGCAAUUGUAACUCUGAUUCUCACCAUUAAAUUGCAUGGAUCAAAAUGUUUACGGUAUCGUCA
Molecule: messenger RNA, 1024 nt
Organism: Ananas comosus (pineapple)
Lineage: Eukaryota; Viridiplantae; Streptophyta; Magnoliopsida; Poales; Bromeliaceae
Product: putative pre-16S rRNA nuclease
Exons: 8
Coding region: 202-723 (173 amino acids)
Biological process (GO): rRNA 5'-end processing
Source: RefSeq, a predicted model, not a curated record